UGGAGUUCAUGAAUGUUGACGCGACCACAUGUUACAGAAAAUACACCGUUGUAUCAAAAUAGAGUUAAUAGGUAGACAAUAUGAGAGACACACCGUUAUCAAACUGCGAGAGAGAUUUUAUACUCAAAGCUAUUGAAGAGAAAAGGCGCUUGGAUGGAAGACAGACGUAUGAUUACAGAAACAUCAAGAUCUCCUUUGGAACAGAUUACGGGUGCUGCUUCGUUGACCUGGGGAAGACGAGGGUCAUGGCCCAGGUGUCCUGUGAACUCAUCACCCCGAAAGAGAACCGACCGAAUGAUGGAAUCAUGUUCUUCAAUAUUGAACUGUCGCCAAUGGCCUCGCCUGCUUUUGAGACGGGCAGGCAGUCAGAGCUCAUGGUCAAGCUAAACAGACAGUUGGAGAGAUGCCUGAGGAACUCCAAGUGUAUAGACACAGAGUCUCUGUGUGUUGUGUCUGGAGAGAAGGUGUGGCAGAUCAGGGUAGAUGUUCACCUGUUGAACCAUGAUGGUAAUCUGAUGGAUGCGACCAGCAUCGCUGCCAUCACUGCCCUCUGUCACUUCCGCCGUCCAGACGUCGGUAUUCAGGGAGAGGAUGUCACCGUGUAUAGCACGGAGGAGCGAGACCCGAUACCCCUCAGCAUCUAUCACAUGCCUAUCAGUGUCAGUUUCUCCUUCUUUCAACAAGGGACCUACCUGUUGGUGGAUCCAUGUGACCGAGAGGAGCGUGUGAUGGAUGGCCUGUUGAUGAUCGCCAUGAACAAGCACAGAGAGAUCUGCUCUAUCCAGUCCAGUGGAGGAAUCAUGCUGCUCAAAGACCAGGUCCUCAGGUGCAGUAAGAUUGCCAGUGUCAAAGUUUCCGAGAUCACAGAGCUUAUCAACAGAGCCCUGGAGAAUGACAAGAAAGUCAGGAAAGCUGGGGGUAGGUGUGGCUUUGCAGAGUCAAUGCCCCAGGAGCGAAUCACAGCACUGAAAACCCACGUGUCGCCUUUGGAGAUGACUGACGUUGAGGAGAAAGCCAAUGAGAUUGUCCUGAGAGCGGAGGCCCCACCCCAAACUGUUCCCUCUCCAGUCUUACCUGGCCCAGGUACAGGGCAGGUGGGUGAAGGGCUACAGAGCUCUUGGGGUCUGGAGGAAGAGGAGGAGGAGGAGGAGGAGGAAGAAGAAGAAGAAGAAGAGCAGCAACACAAAGCCGAGGAGGAAGUGACGUGUGUAGCGGAGGAGAAGCGGGGAGUCGAUGUGGUUUUAAUCUCAGAUAGCGACAGUGAGGAGGAGGAGGUGGUCAUAUUAAAUCAGAAAGCACUAACUAAAAAUGCAACCAGUUCCAAUCAGCAGAUGGCAGUAGAUUCCAAGUUGAAGCGGCAGAGGGAAAGGCAGUGAAAUAUUUUGGAUUAUGUAUUUCUCAAUAAAAAUGUGUUGAACGGGAUAUCACACUGAGUUUCCCCCAA
This is a messenger RNA of Esox lucius (northern pike), 1444 nucleotides long. It is a transcript of the gene exosc9, whose product is annotated as exosome component 9. Gene Ontology annotation, biological process: U1 snRNA 3'-end processing; U5 snRNA 3'-end processing; TRAMP-dependent tRNA surveillance pathway. The record is from RefSeq and is a predicted model, not a curated record. NCBI's taxonomy places the organism in Eukaryota, Metazoa, Chordata, Actinopteri, Esociformes, Esocidae. The coding region runs from base 81 to 1376 and encodes 431 amino acids. The transcript has 12 exons. Gene Ontology annotation, cellular component: cytoplasmic exosome (RNase complex); nuclear exosome (RNase complex).